AUGGUUAAAGCCAGACCUGGCUCUGGUUAUCCCGAUGCUCUUCAGAUAGAUUCUGAAGACGACGAGGCACAUUGUAUGGAACUCGCUGUCCCUUUCAGGGGGAACAAUGAUUUUAUAAGCCAACGCCCUUACACGGACCCAGAUGUUGAUGAGGAUGCUGUGCCUGGUGCUAAAGAAAUUAUUUUGCCUCGCCGCGGUACUCUUGGUAUUAGCUGUGAGCUCGACCAGCCUGGGCGUACAUCUUAUAAACAUCACCAUAACUUUAACCCAGUGUCCACUGGUGAUACUCAUAACACGAAAGCUUCUUCUGGUCUUUUAAUUUGCAGAGUUCCCGGCAUGCAAACCAGGCAAGCUUUUAAUCCUCAAUCAGCAAUAAUGGCAACCACCGCAUCCACGAAUCAAAUUCAAGCGCAUAGCCAGGAUAUGGUUUCAUUUCCUACGCCUAUUCUUCCGGCUAAUCCUGGCUCCACUAUCAGAUCAGGUUCUAGCCUUCAUCCCCUCGCAAUGACAACUCGUUUCAAUGGGCUCACUGGCUCCUUAUCACCACUAGCUACGGCUGCCGUCUCUCCUAUUUCAACUUCUUCAUCAUCUUCCUCCAUCCACUUACCUACUAGCCCUUCGGUAGGUUGCUUGCUGCGCCGACAGCCGGUUGGCGCCGGCUCUGUAUUGGUUGGGGGUUGUGGUGGCAACCUUACGUCAGCUUCAACAACUAAUUUGGUCGGAUCAGUCACAGGCACUAAUUUGUCCCGCCGCAUUGCUUCUGUCCAAUUGCACUCUCAAACGUCAUCUACUAACAGGACCUCUCAAACAGUGAGUCAGGCGAGUGGAGCCUCAAUUCCUGCAGCGACCUCGGCAUCUACUGCUAAAGUUACCAUUGCUACCACCAUUGGCGCUGCUGCUGCCAAUUCUACAUCCACU
Messenger RNA from Protopolystoma xenopodis, 918 nucleotides. The record is from the annotation of a GenBank genome assembly. NCBI's taxonomy places the organism in Eukaryota, Metazoa, Platyhelminthes, Monogenea, Polystomatidea, Polystomatidae.